GUUAAGGUCGUAUGGGUUUUCUUUUACCUUGUUUUUUCAACCCGUCCAGUUGGUGGCGGCAAUACACCUUGUUGAGUUGUAGUCCGCCAUUAAAGCCCACAGAAGAAGAAAAAUACCAUGGCGGCUUCCAUUAGGUUGCUCGCUCGGAGAAUAGUUCGUGAUGCUUUUCGAACUAUCAAUAGCAGUGUGUCUGUUCGAAUAGUCAGUUCAAGUUGCCCUUCAAAUCUUUCAGCUUGUCGAUGUUUCAGCGAUGGUGCCGCGGACAAAAGUACACAUUUCGGCUUCGAGACUGUGUCCGAAGGAGAGAAGGCAGAGAGAGUUUACAAGGUGUUUGAGAGCGUGGCCCAGAAGUAUGAUGUGAUGAAUGAUGCUAUGAGUCUGGGGGUCCACCGGCUCUGGAAGGACAUGCUACUCCACGUUAUGAACCCCCAGCCAGGCAUACGCCUACUGGACGUAGCUGGAGGAACAGGUGACAUCUCCUUAAGAUUCCUGAACUAUGUGAGGUCUCAGCAGGAGCGUGUUGCACGGCGGACUGCCCGGGCCAACCAGACCCCCUCCUGGCAGGAGAUCUCAACCAGCUACACGACCCCCACGGAGGGAAUAGAGAUGGAGACGGAGGCCAGAGAGUCCAGGGCUGUAGUCUGUGACAUCAACAAGGAGAUGCUAAAAGUGGGCAAACAGAAAGCGGAGAGCAUGGGCGUCAGUAGUGGUCUGUCCUGGGUGGUAGGAGAUGCAGAGGAACUGCCUUUCGAUGAUGACCAGUUUGACGUGUACACCAUUGCUUUUGGCAUCCGUAAUGUCACCCACAUAGACCUGGCUCUACAGGAGGCUGUACGUGUGCUGAAGCCAGGGGGAAGGUUCAUGUGUCUGGAGUUCAGUAAAGUCACCAAUCCCCUGCUGGCCAGGCUCUACGAUGCCUACAGUUUCCAGAUGAUCCCAGUGCUGGGGGAGGUGAUCGCUGGCGACUGGAAGUCCUAUCAGUACCUGGUGGAGAGCAUCAGGAAGUUCCCAGACCAGGAGACAUUCAAGCAAAUGAUUGAGGAUGCAGGGUUAUUUUCUGUCCGCUACCACAACCUGACAGGAGGAGUGGUGGCCCUACACUCUGGAUUCAAGCUGUGAACAGAGCAGUGCUGAUCUCGGAACGGUCCUCCCAUGUGAAGAGUCAUACUACCCUCCUCUGGUCAACUGAGAAACUACACUGAUCACUCUGAAAGUUAUGGAUUGAUAUGGACCUCUUGCCAAAACUUGACUGAACCACACAAUUGUGUACAAUUGUACCACCAAUUGUGUACAAAUCAAUCAAAUAAAACUUUAUUGAAAGCACAUUUUAAAUUGUGACAUUUUACAGUAAAACAAUAGAAUGAAGGAGAAUUAUUGUUUUUAAACUGAAGGCAAUAACAUUCAAACUAAAUGUGUAAAAUAAUAGUGACAGAUCAUCUUACAAGAGAAGAUUGUUUUAUGGAGACUGUCAUUUUCUGUUUUCUUUUAUUAUAACUCCUGGCCAGUCAUUACAGGUAUCUAAGGACAGUCCUAUUGUUGUGUCCACAGUUGUUUUUAACAUUUUAAUUCAGCUGUUUAAAAUGUGGUUUCUUAGUAAGAAUGCAUUGCUGAGUUUCAGUGUGAGCCUCAUGUACUAAGUUUUAUAUUAGCAGGGGUGGACUUGUCACAAGUUAAUUUGUGGAAUUGCUUUCCUUAAUGCGUUUGAGCUAAUCAGUUGUGUUGUGACAAGGUUGGGGUGGUAUACAGAAGAUAGCCCUAUUUGGUAAAAUACCAAGUUCUUAUGUCAAGAACAGCUCAAAUAAAGAUAAAUAACAGUCCAU
Messenger RNA from Oncorhynchus mykiss (rainbow trout), 1820 nucleotides. It is a transcript of the gene coq5, whose product is annotated as coenzyme Q5, methyltransferase. The record is from RefSeq and is a predicted model, not a curated record. Lineage: Eukaryota; Metazoa; Chordata; Actinopteri; Salmoniformes; Salmonidae. Gene Ontology annotation, biological process: ubiquinone biosynthetic process. Gene Ontology annotation, molecular function: 2-methoxy-6-polyprenyl-1,4-benzoquinol methyltransferase activity.